GAACGGCAAGUAAUCGAAGGAAGAGAGAGGUCGAUGCUUCGGAAUAUGAACAACCAGAGAUGGGGGUCGACGCCGACUAUGACAAAAGAAGAGGAUUUUAUCGCAGUUUCAUGAAUGUUUCGCUGGGGACGAGGCUGGAGAUGGGGCAGAGUCUCAAUUCGCUCAUCAAGAGCUGCACCUUCAACGGACGGAACUGUCUGAACUCAGAGUUUUUCGGCGUGCUCUCGACGCCCGAGUACGGCAACUGCUUCACCUUCAACUCCAACAUCAGCUCUGCGGCGGACCGCGAGGCCGGUCAGCGGGUCGCCAGCAUGGUAGGACCCAACACCGGUCUCAGUCUGGUGCUGUUCGUCGACACCAACAACUACAUGCCGUCGACGGUGUCACAGACGCGAGGUGCGCGCGUGGCCAUCCACCCCAGCGACGUGACGCCGCUGAUGGCCGAGACCGGCAUGGAGGUCAGCCCGACCAGCCUCACUUCCAUCUCUAUCAUUGAGGUGAGCGAAUCUCACCCCCGACCGGUACCACACCGACCAGUCUCACAUCAAUAUCCAUCACUGAGGUGA
This is a messenger RNA of Amphibalanus amphitrite, 566 nucleotides long. RefSeq names its product amiloride-sensitive sodium channel subunit gamma-2-like. The record is from RefSeq and is a predicted model, not a curated record. Gene Ontology annotation, molecular function: ligand-gated sodium channel activity. Lineage: Eukaryota; Metazoa; Arthropoda; Thecostraca; Balanomorpha; Balanidae. The coding region runs from base 60 to 566 and encodes 168 amino acids. The transcript is spliced from 4 exons. Gene Ontology annotation, cellular component: membrane. Gene Ontology annotation, biological process: sodium ion transmembrane transport.